Hordeum vulgare subsp. vulgare (domesticated barley) is the source of this 1859-nucleotide messenger RNA. Its product is annotated as protein ZINC INDUCED FACILITATOR-LIKE 1-like. NCBI's taxonomy places the organism in Eukaryota, Viridiplantae, Streptophyta, Magnoliopsida, Poales, Poaceae. Bases 165 to 1637 code for a protein of 490 amino acids. The record is from RefSeq and is a predicted model, not a curated record. The transcript is spliced from 17 exons. Gene Ontology annotation, molecular function: transmembrane transporter activity. Gene Ontology annotation, biological process: transmembrane transport.
UCAAAAAACGUCUUCCUGUAGAGAGCAGUUCCAGUUGCAAGAGCAUACAUUACAUUACAUAUAGUAACACACGGUAGCUGAGCACAUGCACAAAAACCAACUCCUCUGCUAAUCAUUCCGCUUCACAGACCGAGCCUGGAAAGUAAGGAGAGGAGAAAGAAUCAAUGGCCGGCGGCGAGGCAGCAGCGCCUUUGCUGGAGUGGCAAGCGGCGGUGUACCACGAGGGCUGCCCGGGCUGCGGCGUGGAGCGGAGGAAGGCGCUCAACCCCGGCAUCCCCUACAAACAGUUCUUUCACAUCUGGAUAAUCAUCCUCGUCUCAUGUUUGCCAAUAUCAUCGCUAUUCCCCUUCUUGUAUUUUAUGAUACAAGACCUACAUAUUGCUGGAACAGUAGAGGACGUUGGAUUCUAUGCUGGGUUUGUUGGUGCCUCCUAUAUGCUUGGUAGAGCUUUAACCUCCACUGCUUGGGGGGUGGUAGCAGAUCGUAUUGGGAGAAAGCCAGUUAUAGUGUUUGGAAUUUUCUCUACGAUUCUGUUCAAUACUUUGUUUGGACUAAGUGUACAUUACUGGAUGGCAAUAUCUACACGAUUCCUUGUUGGUCUUUUAAAUGGCUUAAUUGGGCCCAUUAGUGCUUAUGCUGUUGAAGUUUGCCGACCUGAGCACCAUGCAACUGCAUUGUCACAUGUUACCAUGGCAUGGGCAAUAGGUCUCAUUAUUGGACCAACAAUUGGCGGAUAUCUUGCACAGCCAGCAGAAAAAUAUCCAAAGUUAUUUCCGGUUGACUCUUUGUUUGGAAGGUUUCCAUAUUUCUUACCUUGUUUGUGUAUAUCGAUCUUCUGCUUUGUUGUUCUUAUAAGCUGCAUUUGGCUCCCGGAGACAAUGCACAACCACAAAACUAAUGGAAAGGGACACCGAGUGAGUGAGUCUUUGUCGCCACAUUUUUCUAAUUCAGAUGAGCUUGUUGAGCAUACUAUUACUUCAGCUACGAAAACGAAUAUAUUGAAGAAUUGGCCAUUGAUGUCAUCUAUCAUUCUGUACUGUGUUGUGUGCUUUGAUGACAUGGCUUAUACUGAGGUAUUCUCCUUAUGGGCUGAAAGUGAUAAAAUGCACGGUGGCUUAAGUUUCUCAUCUGAGGAUGUUGGUCAAGUUCUUGCAAUUUCAGGUGCUAGCAUUCUUGUAUAUCAAACAUUUCUAUAUCCUCGUGUUGUGAGAGUUCUUGGACCAAUAAAUACCUCCCGUGCUGCGGUCAGUCUAUCUAUGGUGCUUAUGUUUACUUAUGCACCCAUCACACAUCUCUCAAGACCAUGGUCGUCAAUAGCAGUAAACAUUGCAUCGGUGCUUAAAUGCAAUUUUGUCAUAACCAUUGCUACAUCUUGUUUAAUUCUUCAGAACAAAUCUGUGACUCAAGAUCAAAGAGCAACUGCAAAUGGCUUGGCUACCACUUUAAUGUCACUUUUCAAAGCAUUUGCUCCAGCAGGAGCUGGCGUCGUGUUUUCAUGGGCACAGAAACGCCAACAUGCGUUCUUCUUUCCAGGUGACCAGCUGAUAUUUUUCCUUUUGGCGAUUGUCGAGCUUGUGGGAUUCAUUUGGACAUUCAAGCCGUUUCUUGCUGUGCCAGAACCGUUUUCUUCGGAUUAGCACGGCGAAUUUGGGCAUGACUCUAUGGCUUAUUCAGUGCUUAUAGAUAAAAACUACACCUGCACUUAGGUGUUUAUGUACUUUGAAUAGCAUUGUAAUUUGAUUCUGUGAGAUUGCGUUAUGGAACAGAUGAAAUAAAAUUAGAAACAAUGGUUUGGAGUGCUAUUGUAAUCUAAUUACGGGCCAAAACAGUGAGCGAAAUGGCAUCCCUAUUAUAUUACU